AAUUGUAUUGUGGUUGUACCUAUGCAAACCAUAUCAGAUAAGAUGAUCACAAGAACAACCACAUGUGACUGAGUUCAUGCAAAGUAUCCUCAACUCAACACUCAACAACAAACUUUGAAAUAUCACAGAUGUCACUGCUCCAACUCCAACUCACCUCUCAUGCAUUAUGCUCUAUCUCUCCCUCUUCCCACUGCUUCAGACCCCUCCAACUCUCUAAGCCCCUCCAAUUCUCUAAGCGUCUCAGGUUUGUAAGAACCAAAAUUAAAGCCGUUGGCACAGUCCCUGAGAAGGACUCAGACUCAGAGACCAAUGACUCCAACGACCCACCAUUUGUGGGAUUUGUAUUUGUUAGUCCUGUGUUGCUACCAGAUGGAACACCAGAUUUGCACUAUCGUUCAGCUUGCGGAGGGCGAAAGCUUAGGAACAUAAUGAUGGAUUCCAAUAUUGAUCUAUAUGGACCCUAUGCUAGAGCUUUGUUAAAUUGUGGAGGGGGUGGAACUUGUGGCACAUGUGUGGUGGAGGUUCUUGAAGGCAUGGAGCUUCUAAGCCCGCGCACUAAUAAAGAGAAAGAAAAGCUAAAGAAGAAUCCAAAGAAUUGGAGAUUAGCAUGUCAAACAACUGUUGGUACCCCAGAUUCCAGAGGGGCGGUUGUGAUUCAACAACUGCCAGAAUGGAAAGGGCAUGAAUGGAAAUAUGAUAAGCCUGGAGAAUCAGAGUGGGAAUCAGAGUCUUCGUGAAGUCAAAAGGAAAGAAUAUAAAACGAAUUAUAUUCGUAACAUAAGGCAUUUUUGUUUUUGCUUUGGUUGCAGAUCGUGGAGAAAAACUUGUAAUUAAUUAGAAAUCCCCUUGUUUAAGCUUCAGAGGCACAUCAACGAAAGAAAUAUAUGGAUAAAAUAGUAAAACUUUCGCUCGCAUUUCUGCAUGUUCCUAAUUUUUUCGCAGGGUACAGCAAAAUAUUAAGUAGAUGAGACCUACUCUCUUGCAGUUAUAUUCUUUUUGUAAUAACUUUUCUGAAUUUAAAAAAAAAAAAUUAGAAAAAA
Messenger RNA from Abrus precatorius (Indian licorice), 1040 nucleotides. Its product is annotated as photosynthetic NDH subunit of subcomplex B 3, chloroplastic. Gene Ontology annotation, biological process: P450-containing electron transport chain. The record is from RefSeq and is a predicted model, not a curated record. Gene Ontology annotation, molecular function: 2 iron, 2 sulfur cluster binding. Gene Ontology annotation, cellular component: chloroplast thylakoid membrane. The transcript is spliced from 6 exons. The coding region runs from base 129 to 737 and encodes 202 amino acids. Lineage: Eukaryota; Viridiplantae; Streptophyta; Magnoliopsida; Fabales; Fabaceae.